UUUUGAUAAUAAUAAAAUUUUAUAGGGUUGAAAUGUCAAGUUCGAAAAUUCAAGAAGGCCAUAAGAAGUAUUUCAGAGAAAUUUUUAAUCUCCAAGCUAAUGAUGAUCGUAAAAUUGAUUACAAUGGUCUUCUUGAAAUAUUUAGUAUGGUUGAUUUUCAUCCUAACGAAAAGCAGCACGAAGAGUUCAAACAAUUGUUCGAACACAAAGAAUUCAUUGACUUCAACGAGUUCCUUAAAAUAUUUACGUUGAAGAGCAACGACUACUACACGAAGACGGAUGUGAUGAACGCGUUCAGGCUGCUUUCCAAAGAGUACGAGAAACCAGGCUACAUCAAAGUGGACAGGGUCUGGGAGAUCCUCAAGGAGAUGGGGCUCAAAGAGAUCGAGAUUGUCCACUUGACCACACAGUUGCAGGACCUGGAGAAGGAAGACGGCAUGUUCAACUUUGAAGACUUUGUGAAUGACUCAUUCUAACUUCUUUGAUUACUCAACUGGUAAUCUCUAAGGCAGAUAUUUAUAAGAAUAUUUCA
Messenger RNA from Moneuplotes crassus, 532 nucleotides. Lineage: Eukaryota; Ciliophora; Spirotrichea; Euplotida; Euplotidae. The record is from the annotation of a GenBank genome assembly.